GCAAAGGGCUGCGUGCACCAAUCUCCGCGCUCUGGGUUUGGAGGCGGGUCGCCUGCCGCCGCCCUUAUUGGCUUGGAGUGCACUGCGGCGCUUGUCUUGUCCAGCAAUGCUGCUUCCGUUCGGCCUCGCCGCUGCCUCUAGGCGCACUGGUUUGCUGGGGAAAAGGGUCUUCUUCACGGCCCUCGGCUGCAGACCCGCCGCGCUCAUGUCGACGCUGCUGAUCAACCAGGCCCCCUAUGCGUGGCUCAAAGAACUCGGGCUGAAAGAAGACAACGAGGGGGUUUAUAAUGGCUCCUGGGGAGGAAGAGGAGAGGUUGUGACAACAUUUUGCCCUGCUAACAAUGAGCCGAUAGCCAGAGUUCGUCAGGCCAGUUUGGAAGACUAUGAGGAAACCAUAAAGAAAGCUAAAGAGGCUUGGAACGUAUGGGCAGAGGUUCCUGCUCCUAAGCGAGGAGAAAUAGUGAGACAGAUUGGUGAUGCCCUGAGACAGAAAAUCAAAGUUCUGGGAAACUUGGUUUCCUUAGAGAUGGGGAAGAUCUUUGUUGAAGGUGUUGGUGAGGUCCAGGAGUAUGUGGAUAUUUGUGACUAUGCUGUUGGCUUAUCCCGAAUGAUUGGAGGACCAAUCUUGCCUUCAGAAAGACCUGGGCAUGCCUUACGGGAACAGUGGAAUCCUGUGGGAUUGGUAGGAAUCAUCACUGCCUUUAACUUCCCCGUCGCAGUUUAUGGUUGGAACAAUGCCAUUGCAUUGGUCUGUGGCAAUGUCUGUCUCUGGAAAGGUGCUCCCACAACAUCUCUCACGAGUGUAGCUGUUACAAAAAUAGUUUCCAAGGUCUUGGAGGAAAACAAAUUGCCUGGUGCAAUCUGCUCUCUGACAUGUGGUGGUGCAGAUAUUGGUACAGCGAUGGCAAGGGAUGAAAGAAUUGAUCUGGUGUCCUUCACUGGCAGCACAAAUGUGGGCAAGCAGGUAGCACUGAUGGUCCAGGAAAGAUUUGGGCGGAGUCUCUUGGAGCUUGGUGGAAACAAUGCAAUUAUUGUAUUUGAAGAUGCAGACCUUAAUCUAGUCAUCCCAUCUGCUCUCUUUGCGGCUGUGGGGACGGCAGGCCAGAGAUGUACAACUGCCAGGAGGCUGAUUUUGCAUGAAAGCAUCCAUGAUGAAGUGGUGGAAAAACUAAUGAAGGCAUAUGCACAAGUUCGAAUUGGAGAUCCAUGGGAUGCUAACACCCUAUGUGGUCCUCUCCACACAAAGGAAGCAGUGAAGAUGUUUGCUGAUGCAGUAGGACUGGCCAAACAGCAAGGUGGCUCUGUGGUCUAUGGUGGGAAGGUUUUAGAUCGCCCUGGAAACUAUGUUGAACCAACCAUUGUGACUGGACUUCCACAUAAUGCACCUAUUGUUCAGAAAGAGACAUUUGCCCCUAUCCUUUAUGUGCUAAAAUUCAAGUCAGAAGAAGAAGCCUUUGCCUGGAACAAUGAAGUGAAACAAGGCCUUUCCAGCAGCAUCUUUACCGAGAAUUUGGGCAGAAUAUUCCGGUGGCUUGGGCCUAAAGGAUCAGACUGUGGUAUUGCAAACAUCAAUAUUCCAACAAGUGGGGCUGAAAUUGGAGGUGCUUUUGGUGGUAAUAAGCACACUGGUGGUGGAAGGGAAUCUGGCAGCGAUUCAUGGAAACAAUAUAUGAGACGAUCUACUUGUACACUCAAUUUCAGCAAGGAUUUGCCUCUGGCUCAAGGGAUCAAGUUUCAAUAAUGGUCUUGUGAAUGCUCUACCUUGGCUGAAUUUGACAUUCAAGAAUGGACCACCUGUUGAUUGCACCUGCAGAGCCAGCUACCUGAAAUCAUCUAGCACUGAGGAUUUUGUAGCUGCUACGAUGUUCUCUUCCAAAAAACACAAAUUAUGUUGGACACUAAGAUCAUUUCAGUUGUGUAUCCAGGCUCUGAUUCUCUACUUAGGAGUUCAAGUGAAGAUCCUGAUGGGGACGAGGGGUUUUUUUCUAUAUCUGCCUGAAAAUUUUAUCUGCAAAAUCCUCAAAUGCCUUUUAUAUGUGCUGCAUUGGCAGCAAACUUGUGCCAAAUGCAUCAGGGAGAAUUCGUACAUAGUCUGCUGCAACACAUAAAUAAAAUUUCUAAAUCUC
This is a messenger RNA of Hemicordylus capensis (graceful crag lizard), 2126 nucleotides long. It is a transcript of the gene ALDH7A1, whose product is annotated as aldehyde dehydrogenase 7 family member A1. Gene Ontology annotation, molecular function: aldehyde dehydrogenase (NAD+) activity. The record is from RefSeq and is a predicted model, not a curated record. The coding region runs from base 107 to 1741 and encodes 544 amino acids. The transcript has 18 exons. Lineage: Eukaryota; Metazoa; Chordata; Lepidosauria; Squamata; Cordylidae.